Molecule: messenger RNA, 1074 nt
Organism: Haemonchus placei
Lineage: Eukaryota; Metazoa; Nematoda; Chromadorea; Rhabditida; Trichostrongylidae
Source: the annotation of a GenBank genome assembly
AUGCUAACCAGACGAGUAGGCUCUAUUGCGUAUAACGCUCACAGAGCAUCAUCAACUUACAGUGGACUAACAUCUGAACAGUUCAUGAGAAAAGCGACAAAUGAACCGAUAUUGGAAUACAAAAAGGGGAGCAAGGAAAGGCAAGAACUAGAAAUGGAAUUGGAGAGGAUGAGCCAGACGCCCACAGAUGUUCCUAUAAGGAUCGGCGACAAGAAAAUUCAUAACGAAGCCAUACGCAAUCAAGUCAUGCCUUCCGAUCAUAAAACUACUGUCGCAAAGUAUUCAUACGCGAAUGCGGAUCAGAUCCUUGAGGCAAUCAAUGUUGCCCUUGAAGCAAGAAUUCCAUGGGAGAGAAAACCAUUAAAAGAGCGAGCCGAUAUUCUUCUCCAUGCAGCCGAUUUGGCUGGCGGUAAAUAUCGUAUGAAGCUGAAUGCUGCCACCAUGCUCGGACAGGGAAAAAGCAUAGUUCAGGCUGAAAUUGAUUCUGCUUGUGAGUUGAUCGACUUUUUCCGUUUCAAUUCGAAAUUCGCCCUAGACUUGGAAAAGUAUGAACCAAUCAGCACGGGAAUCAGCACAAAUAAAAUGCUCUAUCGAGGCUUGGAGGGUUUCGUUGCUGCUAUUGCACCAUUCAAUUUCACUGCGAUCGGAGGCAACUUGUCGUCAGCACCUGCUUUAAUGGGGAAUGUUGUGUUAUGGAAACCAUCCGACACAGCGGUUCUCAGUAACUACAUCAUAUAUGAGCUGUUGGAAGAAGCUGGCAUUCCUCCAGGUGUGAUCUCGUUCCUCCCAUCGGAUGGACCUGAUUUUGGUGAGAUGAUCACAACAAGCAAACAUUUGAGCGCCAUAAACUUCACGGGUUCUGUCCCUACAUUCAAAACUAUCUGGCGAAAUGUAGCUAAGAAUCUGGACACCUAUGUGACAUUCCCGAAGCUCAUUGGAGGUAGGAUGUUAUGCUUCUUGAUUGCCUAUAUUUUCUUAUAUCAUGUUUAUUAUUGUGUUUUAUGGUAUUUUUUGUUUACUCGAGCAACAUUCUUUAGAUUUUAUAUUGCCGUAAUUUUUCUUGAGAAGAAAUGA